Ixodes scapularis (black-legged tick) is the source of this 4113-nucleotide messenger RNA. RefSeq names its product head-specific guanylate cyclase (gene Gycalpha99B). Lineage: Eukaryota; Metazoa; Arthropoda; Arachnida; Ixodida; Ixodidae. The transcript is spliced from 9 exons. Gene Ontology annotation, biological process: cGMP biosynthetic process; response to oxygen levels. Gene Ontology annotation, molecular function: guanylate cyclase activity; heme binding. Gene Ontology annotation, cellular component: guanylate cyclase complex, soluble. The coding region runs from base 1 to 1851 and encodes 616 amino acids. The record is from RefSeq and is a predicted model, not a curated record.
AUGGCUGUCGCUUGUGUGACGCUUUUGCGGUCGCUGGACGACGGUUUGAAUGCCCGCGAGGCCUCGCUACUUCACGAAGACCCGCGACACGACGACGAAGACCAGGCAGACCAGGACGCCAUCACGGACUUCCUUCAGCGACUGGCCCAACAAGCAGCUUCGGCGGCAGGCAUCAGUGUAGACGCCCUGUUGGACGCGGCGGGCGAGGCGCACGCCACGACAGUUCUGGACUGGCACGGCAAUGCGCUCCGCUUUUUGGGCGGCACCCUGGCGGACUUCCUGGUCAACCUGGAGUCCCUCCACGCGGUCCUGAAGCGAGCCGGCCUGGGCCUCAAGGACGGCCGGCUCUCGGGAGUGCGUCAGGAGCACGGUCGCCUCGUGUUCCAGUGCCAGUCGCGAGGACUCCUGCUUCGGCUGCUCCCGGGACUGCUGCGACGGCUCGCCGGGCUCGUGUUCCAGCUGACCGUGCGCGUCAGCGUGGCCGGCUCCAAGCGCCAUCAGGCCACGCUGGUGGUUCAGCCGGAAGGAUCUAUUCCCGCGGUCUUCUCAGGCAGUUAUCCGUGUCCGUCGGUGAGCGGCGGCGCGAGCAUCAACCCCGAAGACCUGGCCGUGUCCGUGUCCACCUUCUGCCGGGCCUUCCCGUUCCACUUCAUGUGCGACCGGCAGCUCCGGCUGACGCAGCUCGGCCGGGGCCUGGCGCGCAUUUUUGGCGGGCGGGGCACCUCCGUGCCCUCGCUGUUCGUCUUCCUCGAGCCCGAGCUGCUCGAGAUGCGCUUCGACCACGUGGUGGCCGCCACCAACCUGCCCUUCCUGCUCCAGGUGCGAGACGACGCCAUCAAGCACCAGCGCUACAAGGGUAUGGAGGUCAAGGGCCAGAUGGUCCACUGUCCCGAGUCCGAGACGCUGCUCUUCCUGGGCUCUCCCGUGGUGGACGGCGGCCUGUCGGCCAUGUUGCGCCGGGGCCUGUACAUCUCGGACGUGCCCGUGCACGAUGCCACACGGGACAUCCUGCUGGUCGAGGAACAGGCCAGGGCCCAGGACGGACUCAAGAGGCGCAUGGACAAGAUCCGGAGCUCCAUCCAGGAGGCCAACCUCGCCGUCGAAGAGGAGCGGCAGAAGAACGUCGACCUUCUGCACCUUAUAUUCCCGCCCAGUGUGGCCAGGAAGCUUUGGCUGGGCGAGUCCGUCGAGGCCCAACAGCACGACCAGGUGACGCUGCUGUUCUCGGACAUCGUGGGCUUCACGGCCAUCUGCUCGACGGCCACGCCCAUGAUGGUCAUCAACAUGCUCAACGCCCUGUACACGCAGUUCGACCAGUUCUGCGGGGAGCUGGACGUCUACAAGAUUGAGACGGUGGGCGACGCGUAUUGCGUGGCCAGCGGCCUGCGCAAACAGGUGCACACGCAUGCGCAACAAGCCGCCUGGAUGGCCCUGAAGAUGAUGGCCGCCGCCGGUCAAGUGCAUUCUCACGACGGAAAACCCAUCCAGAUGCGCAUCGGCCUUCACACGGGGCUGGUGCUGGCCGGGGUUGUGGGCGUCAAGAUGCCUCGCUACUGCCUCAUCGGCAACGACGUGUCCCUGGCCAACAGGUUCGAGUCCGGUAGCGUGCCCCUACGUAUCAACGUCAGUCCGACUACCCACAGGCUACUGGUUCAGACUGAUGGUUUCCGGUUUGAAGCCCGGCCUCGGGAGUGUCUGCCGGCUGGCUUUCCGGAGCAGGUAAAAGGAACGUGCCACUUUCUGACCGCCUUCAUCCAUCCCAAACUGGACAAAUCUGAGCCCCUGGACGCCCACAUACGCAAGGCGCAACGAGAACUCCGCAUGGAUGCCUCGCAAACCUGGCUUGCCUAAGCCUAAAUCACGUAGGAUCCGCACGUAUGGGCAACAAGGUGGCAGCGUCAAGUGUGCCCUGCUGUGGAAUACCAUGAACGACAGUGAUGUCGCUCCAAGUUCUUCAACUUUGACUUUCUUGCUGACGUGGAAUAUCACGUUAUCUGAGCUACCAUGAGCGCCAAUAUUGUCGCUGCUACUUCUUCAAUUCUGACUUUCUUGUUGAAGUGGCCUACCACGUUGCCGGAACUACCAUGAGUGACAACAGUGAUGCGGCUCUCAGUUCUUUACUCUUCUGUUUUUGCUGAAGUAGCAUAUCGAUUUGACUGUCUAGAACACGUACAGUGUUUCAUCACUCAAAACUUUUACGUGGUUCAGUUCUUCACUGCAGACUGCUCGCUGACAUCUUCACGUAAGUGGCACAUACGUGGCGUGGUGGUUUUUUGAGGAGACGAAAGCCUGCAAUGGAUGACAGACCAGCCGACAAUGCCAGUAGAGUGCGACGUUAGAUGGCUCAAGCCGCUUCCUUUGAACUUCGCGGAGAAAGCAAAGACCUGGCUCAAUUCCUAACUCUGCAAUCUCGAAACCUAAUCGCGGAUGCAACUGUGUCCUUGUAGGCCCUCAACUUCCUUGCGUUGGUGACACGCUGCUAGAACAUCUGUCUGUGCUCGGUCAUCUCAGCGGCUUUUUUGAUCUCGCGGACCUCCUAAUGGCUAGCUGUUACGCAGGCGAUCAAAUGUGCAGGGAACGCUAUGUCUUCAUAUGUCUGCUGAAUGGUAGCUUGGUGUAAGAGCCCUUAUUUGUGGUAGAACAUUUGCCUGAGACUGUGGCAUGCAUGAUCGAACUGCAAGGUCGAGGUCUUCGCUUGCUUGGCUUUCAGAUGUAAAUGUUUACAAUGGCUAAUCGUGCUCUGUUAGUAAGGUAACACUUGUUUUUCUCUCAGACCAUUCGAGCUUUAAGUGUGACAGAAAACCGAAUACGUUUCGUGCACGCCGAGCCACCGCUCCCAACGUUCCAUCGCAAAAACGAACCUGGUCAGUAUUGUUUGUUGUUCAUAUUAUGGAUGUCAGCACUGUUUCCAAAUGAGAAAGUAAAAAUUAACCCGCGUGUCAGAGUUUUAGGAAAGGCUCAUGACUCCCUCCGUAAAUGUGCAAUUACUCAAUAGAAAAAUAGGCAGAGUGUAAAUAGAGAGAGGAAGGCCGUUUGGCGCCUUUUUUAUAUGAUCGUGCACGUGCUUACAUCCUUUUUUGAUGACUGAACGGUUUGCUUUUAUAGGUAAUUUGCUAUCUUGGUUGGUUUCUUGGUUUUUAAAGAAGGCCCACAUCUGAGAAGCCCGAAAGAGGUUGCUUUACAAACAGCUCAGGCUGCGGGUAAAGUAACCAAUAUUGUUUGCCAAUAGCAACAGCUUGUAAUGGUACGAAAUGAACACGGUCGAACUUAAAUGCCAGCACGCACUCAACACCUAAGCACACAGUUAUCGCACUACCGUUGUCUCGGCCUGUGGUGGCGUCUACAGCGUCCAGAACAAUGCUCGCUGCAGAGGAUUGUUCUAGACGAAGUUCCACUUGCAAAGUUUCGCUAACGUGUCACUUCGUUGUUUUUAUCUUCUCUCGUUACAUUGUUGUAAAGAGCAGACGACAGACUGGAGGCGCAUGGCGGCAUCAAUGCAUUUUGUAAUCCAUCACGUACUGUUCCUUUGUACGUACAAUGUUUUGGUAUGCUUCCUCGCCUUUGUUUGUCUUGGUAGGAGUGGCAACUUGCUGUCGUUUACGCGGUUGACCUCGGACAUUGUGGACACCCGACGAAUUAAGACGGCAAGGUAUAUACGCGGUGAAGUCACCGUUACGCCUACAACUCCAUUGUGUCUUAGGCUGAUGUGUUCCCCGCGGUAUCGUAAAGCUGGUCGUGCGAGUGCAUUUGUGAAUCGGCUGUGUGCCGCCGAUUUUCGGAGAAGCCGUGCACGGACGAUGACGAAGCACCUCCUAGACGUGCGGUGCACGUGAAGUGACUGAGAAACAUAAAUGUCCGCAGUUCUGCCGCGCGUUGGAAAUGCUUGUUUCGCAGUAAACGUUUCUGGUCGUUUUAACCUGUUGUGUCGGUGUACAAUCCCCCCUUCCCCUUUUUCCGCAAAAUAGAGUGUGGACAAGACCAAAAGUUAUUUUCAAUAUAUUAGGAUUUUAUUUCUUAAAUUGCUCACUUGUCGGGUUGAUUAGGAAGACUUGUGCCGUUUGUUGCAAACGCGAUGCAGCAGGCUAUAAAAGUGUCUCAUCGAUUAAAGCAGUU